Symbiodinium necroappetens is the source of this 5308-nucleotide messenger RNA. Lineage: Eukaryota; Dinophyceae; Suessiales; Symbiodiniaceae. The record is from the annotation of a GenBank genome assembly.
GCCUGUUGAAGAUUGGCUCCGCUCACCUGCGUACGGAGAGCUCCGAGAGCUCCGGCACAUUCUAUGCCAAUGCCACCGCCACCCGAAGUGCUGGUUUCCUUUGCCCUUUGGGCACGGGUGCGGUGGACUUCCAAGCGCUGCACGAUUUCGGCUGCCUGGCAUGCAAGCCGGGGGACACGCAGGUUCUGAACGUGACGCGCAGGCCUGCCGUGUCGAAUGGCAGUGUUCUCGCAAGGUAGGUGAGGUGGCACACGUGGUGUGCCAUGGAAGCAAUGGCCUUUUACAUGUGACAGGCUGGGUUGUGCACCUGACUGAAAGCGAAGCUUGCAUUGGGACUGCUCUGGCCUCUCUGUCGGGAAUUGCUAGCAAGACGAGUGGCAAAGCCGGUGGAGAGGAGCUAGGGUUUAUCAAAGUCAAGCGGGACGCAUUGUUAGGAUCGAAGCCUGCUGAGUGGAAGGGCCUGUUGUGCAAAGACCUGCCUACCUGGAGCAAUAGCCACAAGGCAUGGGGACAAGUAGCCGACAAGGACCUGAGCAGCAGCGGUGCCGAGGGCCCGCGAGCUCAGAAGCCAACUCGAAGCAAGACCCGCAUCGAGGAGGAGCUUGGAUCUUUGAAGCAGCUUUUUCAGAAGCGCCGGGGCGGCGCGGCCGAGGACGACGAGGACGAGGAGGAGACCGAGGACGAGGACGAAGACCUCGCCGAGGAAGAGUUCCUUCGGCCGGGCGCAGCGGCCAAGAAGAGCAAGUCCCAAAAGGCGACCAAGGAUCCGGAGCCCGACUUGAAGCGGGAGAUUGCGAAGGUCCUUGCCGGUGGCCAGAGCGCCACGGAGCUCCUGCCCCUGGCGAUGAUGGCUAUGCUUGGGGAGGACAAGAAGCGGAGCCGCCGCAGCCGAGCCGAGAAGAACGAGGCAAGCAGCCUCCUUGGUGGUUCCUCCUCCGACGAGUCGGACGACGACCGAAAGCUCUCCUCUCGAGGCCUUUGCGCUGUGAGCACCCUUCAUCGGCUGCACGAUCGUAUUCAAAAGAAUCCUCGCAAGAUCUACCUGACCUACGAGAAGGAGAUUCGCGAGGAGCUGGGCAUUGUGCCAGGGCAGAGCUGGACCUUGAAGGACUACAUGCGCAAGCAGCCCUGGGGCAAGUUCAAGGGGAUAUAUCGUUGCGCGAUGAUGGACGUAGCGGCGUACGAGCAGCUGAGGGCGGGCAACCACGAGAUUGCGGCGGCGCAGCUGGUGCAAAACAUGAAAGCAAAACUUCAAAGCGUUUUGCAGGGCGGCGACUGGGCAUCGGCGUGGCUGCUCACGGGACUUGUGGAUCCGAUGCAGAAACGCGAUUUUGCCGGCACUCGGGAAGAGAUGUCGGUGAUCUCAGGUUACGUGGAAGCGUUGGCGAGCCUCAAGAAGAAGGUCAAGGAAGCGAAUGCUGCCACGACCGCCGAGGACGAGGGCGAGGCCUCAUCAAAACGCUGCUGUAAGCAUCCGAUUUUGUUGGGGGGAAAUUCGAAGUUCAUUUCUUACUAUACGUGGUUUACAGGCGUCCAAGGUACACUGCCGGUUCGGGCCGGCAACGACGUACCACUUUUCCCGGCUGUGCUCCCCUUCCCGGAGGCCUCUUUUGUCGAGGAGGUGCAAGGCGAUGACCAGGCCCUGCAGUGGUGGUCCAAGGCUUUCGUAAACACGUUUGUGGCCUGGGGCAACUUUGUGGUGCUUGGCUGCCCGGGGAUGGAGAGUGCAGUUUUGGAGCCGCGAGUUUUUCACAGAGUGGAUGUGCAGCAGUUCUCUGCGAAGUUGCUCGGCGAGGUGGUUGAAUUCGCGACGGUUGAGCUAGUGUUUGGUUCUCUUGCUUGUUCAGGCAAAAGGUCUGUCUUGGAGGAGAUGCUGAGACUCAACUUUGCAAGCUACGGGGUGGGUCAGGUUCCUGCCCCUGCUGGCGCUCUACCUGUGGCCGCCGAUCGGGUGGCCGUGCCAGAGACGGCCGGCGUGGUGGACCCGCUGGACUGGCUACCUCCUGGCCAAGCGGCGGUGGUGGAGCAUUUGGAGGAUUUGCGUUUGCCGGAGGCUGCUUGGGGUGAGGUCGUGGUAGCGUGCCAUCGCGUCCCCCAGGAGCACGAGGCGAACUUGGCAAGAAAGCUCCUCAGCACAGGCAUGGCUCAGCUUGUGUGUGAGCAGGACUUGCCACGGACAUCAGACGGGAAGCUUCUAUGUGGAGGGCUGUUUUGUGUAGGCAAAGAUGAACAACACGAUCGCUUGAUCUAUGACCGAAGGCCCGAGAACAGUACGAUGCCCCACCUAGGGUGGGAGGCCCUGCCCUCAGGAGCCUGUUUCGUCAGAUUGCUGCUUGAGCCCAACGAGUUUUUGCGGGGUUCGGGGGAUGACCUGAAGAAUUUCUACUACAUGCUUAAGUUGCCGUCGGGCUGGGUGCGUUACAAUCCUGUUGGUCGGCGUGUUGACAAGGCUGUGGUCCGGGAGUUCGGGGGCGAUCCUGCUCAGGACUAUCGGUUGUGUUUUCGAGUGCUGGGCAUGGGCGACAAGAAUGCCUGUUCCAUUGCGCAGGCAACUCACGAAAGCAUCUUGAAGCGGCACGGCUUGCUAAAGGCUGAGCACAAGCUUGUGUACGGUGACCCGGUUCCUACUGACCCGCUUUGGGAAGGCAUCUACCUGGACGACUUGCUCAUCACCCUCAAGGUUGCCAUGCCCUCGGAAAUCCCCCUUGACGGUAGCUUCGUGCCUCCUCUGCCGCAGGACCAGGACCCCGACAUGUUGCAAGCAAAGAAGGCCGAGGCUGCGUAUGUGGAGGCGAAGUUGCCUAGGGCUUUGCAGAAAUCGUUCCGAGCACAGGUGCACUUCAAAGCUUGGGGUGCUGCUAUCGACGGCAUCAAGGGCACAGUUGGAGCCCCAAUGGAUGUGAGGCGGCAGCUGUGGUGGCUGAUUUUACAGCUCGCGGGAGUUCUUUGCCUUUUGCAUCACUUCUAUGUCUUCGUUGCAAAGUUGGAGCCUAAGAAGAUCGUGCGGCUGCCAGGGCACAUCGCGGAUGAGCUGCGGUCGGUGGCCCUUCACCUACCGCUGGCGACUUGGUGCAUGAGAUCACGGAUCUCGCCUUCAGUGCUAGCCACCGACGCAACACCGACAUCAGGUGGUGCGGUUCGGGCCUUUGUGGCCCCGGCCUUGGCCUCGGAAUUAUGGAGAAGAUCUGAGAUAAAGGGAGCCGCGGUGAGACUCGACCCCGAGUGUGAUCAUCUGCUCAAGGCUCCUCCCCUCGAGGCUUCAAAGUUCGCUGCUAGCAUUGCGCCUUGCCUCCGGUGGCAGGUGGUGGGUUCUUAUUCGUUUCGAAAAACACAUCACAUCAACCUGCAAGAGGCCCGCGCUUUGAAGCGAGAAGUUGUGCGUUUGGCCGGGGACCCAGAGAACAUGGACCUCAUCCAGAUAGCGCUGAACGACUCCAUGGUGGUUGUAGGAGCGGUUUGCAAGGGCAGGUCGAGCUCGUUUCGGUUAAAUGGAAUACUCAGAUCGCAGCUGCCGUUCCUGGCUUUCGGGCGGGUCCACCUAGCGCUCCUUUGGGUGGAAACCUCGGCGAACUUAGCUGAUUGGCCCUCUCGUUUUCGGCUUCUGCCAGCACCUAGCCCUCCUACUUCGUGGAUGCAGAGGUUUGGGCUCGGACUGGCCAAGGCACCUAUAGGCUGGGAGCUUUUUGCCGAACAGACGGGUGUCACUGCCGCCUACCUCGAGCAGGGCUGGGAAAUGCUCACCCCGGCCGAGGGCUCGUCGCAACUCGGCGUUUUCGACCCCGAGGUGGACCGAAUGAUCACCGAAGGAGUUGUUGACUGGGUUUGGUUUAGUCCUGGAGCGGUCGUGUUUACCGACAGGCUACGGAGCACCGAGCUGUUCUUGCGACAUGAGGGAGCAAAAUUCUAUCGGUGGGACAGUUGUGCUUACACAGCCGGGGCGCAUGCGGCUCUAUCUUCUGAUUACCGUCGUAACCUUCGGGAGGCCGGGCAGUACCUUCUUCAAUUGGUGCACAGACUGGGGGGUUCCUUCACCGAGCGAUCGUCACCAGCCUAUGUGGACCGGCUGUUGGAGAAGGCUAUCUGCCACGCCUAUGACUCGGGGGAGAAGCGAUACUGGGUAGUGCUGGGUGUGCUGGGGAUUCAAAGAACUUUGCGAAUUGCAGGGCCCCUCCUGAAGAACUCAUGGAUCAACGAUCUGCUCUUCCCUGUCGAUGAUGAGGUCAAGCAAGGUGGUUGCAGUGGUGGUGCAAAGAUCGCCCUAGGAGAUGCAGCUCGGGGUCUGUGGCUUCACGCUGGGUUCUUUACGAGGACCCUCGCCUCAGACAUGGAGGAGCAUCGAGAAACGGCUCCCAAACGAGCGACUCUCCGGCUCUCGCGUGAAGUUGCGCCGGGUGGCCGACCGCAACGAAGCUCUGUCGGUUUGGGAAAAGGCGUGGCCGCACAGACCCAUGCCGGAACAGAAGAUCUGAUUGAUGCGGCCGUGCCGGCCAACGAGCUCCUGGAAGCGGUUAGCAAGGCAGCUACGCGCCUGGGCCCUGAACCUGUCAGUGACAACCUGUCGCCGGCGGAGGUGAUCGCUGACCCGGCGGCGCGCGAAACCGCCGCACGAUGGAGAGCGGGGCCGCCUGCCCGGCGGUUGACAAGUGUGCUUGCCAGGAUGGUGCAAGCUCUACAAGGCUAUGGGGGUGUGGUGGCGGGCCCGGUGUGCCCGGCCGCACGCCCUGUGGCACAAGGAGUGGCGAGCCCGGAGUGCUCGGCUCCUAAGCGGCGCGCUGGCCCCAUGAAGAGCCUUCAAGUGGUCAGCGCAGAUUCUCCAUCAGCGGUGGCUGCCUCUACAUCGGCAUCGUGGUCCUCCCCUUGGAACUGGGCGAGACAGCUUACGCGGGGCCGCCUGCUAAGGUUCAAUUGGAAGACUGUCCUGGCCGUCUUGGUGGUGAUCAUGUUCCCCCGCCUCAUUGCCCUCGCCAUCGCGAUCACCCUGCGGCUGGUGGCAAAGGCCGUGAUGAGUGUGGCCAGCCAUGUCCUGCGCGAGCUGUGGUUUCAGCUCAACGCUACGGCGGCAGAGAUCGAAGAGGCCUUGGUGGACUGGCUGUAUGGACAACUUGGUUUUGUGAACCCCUACGUGCCGCCGCCGCCUUUGCUGACUGCUGCGGCUUCACCGGCGCCGCCGCCUCCACCCGUUACGCCGGAUGGAGGUGGGAACUCCCUCCCGGCCCGCCCAAUGGACCUCAUCACGUGCCUCCUCCUGGUGCUCAACCUGCGACGUCCUUACGGAGGGGGGGGCGGAAACGGAGGUCCUGAAGGCUAG